AUGCGGCAUUACAUCAAGCUGGGAUGCGGGGUCCUCGCCACCAUCCCACUGCUAAUUGUGCUCCAUGUGAUACGCAAAUACGCUGAAGAUUCGUAUCCGGCUGAGUGCGAAUGUAAUGGCGAAAACGUAAGAGCGCAGCUUUUUCAUAACGGCAUCUUUUGGUCGAUUUUUCAGUUCUGUUUCCCCGGAGUGGACGAGAAUUUACGCCGAAAAUUUGGUCGGCCCUUCCCAUGCGACCAUUAUCGAUAUUUGAAGAGAUUCGACCUCACUGAAGCAGAAAGCAGAACAGCUCCGAACGCUAUUGAAGAAAUCAACGAGGACUGGCAACCGGUGUUUGUUAGUGGAUGCUCGGAGGAUCAUUUCCGCGAAAUGGUCGGAUUGGUCAAAAAUAUACGGCAAAGAAUUCAGAACCCGCGAAUUAUCGUCUACGACCUCGGACUGAACAGCACUCAGGUAUUCGUUUUCCAAACUAUCAGUCUGUCGCGAAACUGAUUUCGCGAAGCGCUGAUGGGCGAUUCCGAGGGGCGACGAUCCGCCGUUAUUUUCCCGACAGACUGAUAGAAAUUUCCUCGCUUUUGUACAGUGCAUGUUGAACUUUUCCCCACGCUUGCCGCCAGUGCUUUUUUCAUUUUUCGCACAGUGCAAACCACAAAAAAUUGCACAGUGCAAAGUCUUCAGCAAAACCGCGACGACGCAGUUCAAAAAGGCAUACGUCGCAGCGAUAUUUCAUAACUUUCAUAGCUUUUGAUUUUUAGAUUGAGGAAGUGAAAUCCUGGUGCAACGUUGAAUACCGGUUCUUCGUCUUCGAACAAUAUCCCGAGCACUUCCGAAACCUCAGAAACUACGCCUUCAAAGCGAUCAUCGCGGAGGUUUUGCAAACGGAGAAGAACUUUUUCUACUACGACAGUAGCGUCCGACUUAAGAAUGACGCCCAUAAAAUUAUACCAGAAGCAGUGAAAGCCGGGCGAUCACCGCCAUUCAUGAACUACAACGCCGCUCCACACAGUGUUUAUGCGGUUACACAGGAAGGUAAAGCAAUGAAAAAGGCGUAUUAGAAUUUGCACAAAGCUCAUGGAGAUUUGUCGCGCCCCGCAUGGUGCACAAGAUCCUCCAUUUUGCACCGUGCAAUUAAUAUUUUUUUGGUUUUUGCGGUGAAAUGCCGCUGGUCUGCACAGUCCAAACGGCAUUUUUUUGGAGUUCGCAUGGUGUGCAAAGGGAAACUCCACUAUGCGUCGGCGACAAGCGUGGGAAAAAUUCAAAAUGCACCAUGCGAAAAGGAACACAUGUGUAUGCGCAACGUUAGGGGCGGAGCUAAGGAGAGAGGGAGGGUACCCCGAGGCCGGGGUCGAAGGAAAAAAAUGGUAAUGGAGGGGGCCGGGAGGAUCAAGGUGUUCGUCAGCUACGCCCCUGGGCAACGUUAGGGCUUUUCUCGGAACCCAUGAAAGGGCACAUUGCUUUGGCUACGCUGCUGAUGCGUGACAAGUUUUUCGCAUGAUAGCGCACUAUGCAGAGGUUUCAAGACUUUUGGCCCGCCUAUCAGUCUGUCGGGAAAAUAAUGAGCACUCUGUUGCAUCGAAACUCGCAUCACUGCCAAGAACAUGAAUUGCGUCGCGGUAGAAUAAAAUUACUUUUCACUUCAACGACGCCAUGGGUUCACCAGCAUUGCACUUAUCAUUUUUCCGACAGACUAACUGAAUAUGAAUUGCGGGCAGUUCAAUCCGUUAACUAACACAAAUGAAUGUUUAGGGAUGUACGACUAUCUUCCACUACCUCAUCAAAUAGUGCUUGCAAAAGAAUAUCAAAGUCUUCUGUUCGUGUCCGACUCGCCUUUCACUCGACGCGCAAUCAAAUGGUUCAUGUUGUGCGCUCUGACUGAGGACUGCAUAUCACCGCCGGCAGCGUCACCGUACUGUUAUUUAAGCUCCACUACGGAUUGGAUUAAUAACAGGUUGGGCGAGAACUGUCAUCGAUUCGAUCAGAAUGUCUGGAAUUUUAUUCACCUUAGCUACUUGUUCGACCCUAUACGCAGAGGAGCGCAGGCGCUUGAGCUUGUCGACGAAUGGGGAAGCGGGCCGGACUUCGUUAAGAAAGUGAAGAAGGCCAGGGAUAGACGGUUUAUUCGGCUCGGAAAGACAUUUUCGGUGAUUCGAUGUGACUUUGGAAACGACUCGUUCAGCCUUACUUGUUAA
Molecule: messenger RNA, 2189 nt
Organism: Bursaphelenchus xylophilus (pine wood nematode)
Lineage: Eukaryota; Metazoa; Nematoda; Chromadorea; Rhabditida; Aphelenchoididae
Source: the annotation of a GenBank genome assembly